AUGGCCGGAAACCAGGCGAACGACGGUGGCGAACCAUCGAAGGUGAGGCGCAGCAUCGGCGAAUGGGAGGCCUCAGGAAAACAAAAACAAGGGCAGAGCCCCACAGCGGCUCCCCCGCCGGCCAAGGAAGCCUUGGAGGUCCCUGGUAAAGACCUCCCAAAAUUGACAAGCCCCCAAGGGCAACGAGUUGUACAAGUGAAAGUUGGAGAGGCAAAAACUUCACCAAUUACCUGCAUAAAAACCGCCGAGGCCAGGAGACUAAUGGAAAAAGCGAAAAACCAAUUAGACCUUUCCGGCAACAUUAAAAAGGAAAUGAAGGCCUCGGUGAAAGAAAUUAUUGAAAAACUCUACAAGCUGGUGAAGGACUUGGAGCUCGAGAAAAAACGCCUAGAGAUGCCUCGACCCAGUUCAGCAACAACCCCAAAGCUGACCAACACAGCAAACACCACAUUCACAGUCACUCCGGAGCCGGACCAAUGCUUUCCUAAGAACAUUCUGACAAAGCUGGAAGAGCAAACCAAGCUCAUAGAAGAGAACGGCAGAAAAAUGGACGAGCUGAGGGCCUCGAUGGAGACCCAAAAGGAGACCCUUGGGAGGAUGGCGACAACAGCGACAUACGCAAGCGUAGCGGCGGCGUCCCCAAACUCGGCACCUGGUGCAGGACCAACCUUAAGAAGAGGUACCCUGCACUCAGUGGUCGUUACCUCCAAGGAUGAAACUGAAACGGGAGACGAGGUCCUCGACAAGAUUAGGAAAGCGGUAGACGCGAAGGACGGGUGGAUUACGGUGGAAAGAGUCAGAAAGGCGAAGGAUAGGAAAGUUGUGAUGGGACUGGCAACUAAAGAAGAGAGAGACAAGAUCAAGGACAGGCUGACCAGAGAGGGAGCAAACCUCGUGGUUGAGGACGCGGAGAAUAAGGACCCACUUCUGAUCCUUAGGAACGUCCUCACUAUAAACUCUGAUGACGACAUAGUGAGGGCCUUAAGGAACCAGAACAGGAGCAUUUUCCGCGACCUCGAUGACAGAGAAAUCAGGGUCGAGGUCAAGUAUAGAAGGAGGACGCGAAACCCACACACUUGUCAUGUGGUGGCUAGCGUCUCUCCUAUAAUAUGGCAAAGGGCGACAGGGGUGGGAACUGUCCACGUGGACCUCCAGCGUAUAAAGGUCGAAGAUCAGACGCCGUUGGUGCAGUGCACACGCUGCCUGGGCUUCGGCCAUGGCAAGCGAUAUUGCACUGCAACAGCGGACUUAUGCAGUCACUGUGGCGGCCCCCACCUGCGUGCUGAGUGUGCCGAUUGGCUCGCGAAAGUGCCACCGAAGUGCCGGAACUGUUCAAAGGCAGACAUGAGUGACACGGAGCACAACGCGUUUAGCCUGCUUGUCCAAGCUAACCUGCAGCGGAAAAAACUUGCCACUGAGGAGCUGUAUGCGGAGGCGAAACAGCGAGGCAUUGCUGUCGCGCUUCUGCAGGAGCCCUACGUGGGGGGGGCAAAAACAACAAGAAGCUACAAUGGAGUACGGGUCUUCCAGGGCACAGGCGCGGGGGAGGGACCAGUUAAGGCUGCAAUCGCCGUCUUUGAUGGCAACAUUAAGAUAACGCAAUACCCGAAACUCACCACCGACAAUGUAGUAGUGGUGAGCGUCCAAACCAGUGCCUGGGAAGUUAUACUCGUCUCCUUGUACCUCGAACCUGACCAACCCAUGGAGCCCCACCUCGAGCAGCUAGAGAAAAUAGCAAAAGAAUUAGAACCGCGAAGGUGGAUAAUAGGUGGUGACUUCAAUGCAAAAAGCACCUGGUGGGGCAGCCCUGUAGUGGAUGGCAGGGGCGAACAGCUGUCCAACACACUAGACGAGCUUGGCUUGCAUAUUUUAAACAGGGGAGACACUCCAACAUUCGACACUACCAGGGGCGACAGACACCUUACAAGUUACGUGGAUGUGACGGCCUGCUCCAUUGACAUAUUAGACCUUGUGGACGAUUGGAGAGUAGAUCAAGGACUAACAAGCUCGGACCACAAUGGCAUCUUAUUCAAGGUGAAGCUUACAAAACUAGUUGGCAUAACGGUGCACAGGACGACAAGAAAAUUUAACACCAAGAAAGCUAAUUGGUCUGAGUUUCAUGCGAAACUCAAACAAUUGCUGCUAGAAUACAAAAUCGAAAAAUCCGAAAUAGAAAACAUAGACAAUAAUACCCAAAUAGAAAAAACAGUACAUGAAUUCAAUACUGCAAUACAUGAGGCCUGUGAAUCAUCAAUGCCCAAAAAGAAAACAGUACAGCGACUUACCUUGCCAUGGUGGUCCGAGACACUCGCAAAAAUGAAGAAAGAGGUCGCUACCAAGAAACGCAGGAUAAGGUGUGCCGCCCCCGUCCGGAGGUCGAUAGUAGUCGCAGAAUAUGUAAAGCACAAGGAGGAGUAUGAACUGGCAGCUGCUAAAGCUCAGGUGGACAGCUGGAAAGAGUUCUGUCACAAACAAAGCAGGGAAGGGGUCUGGGAAGGUAUCUACCGGGUGAUUGGAAGAACCGCACGUAGGGAAGAAGACUCACCGCUAGAGAGGGACGGGGUGGUACUUGAUGCGAAAAGCUCGGUGCGCUUGCUGGCGGAAACCUUUUAUCCAAAGGACUGUACAGACAGCGACAACAUCUACCACCGCACAGUGAGGGAGAGAGCCAGCGUUGCUAACAACGGUGAGCAAGAAAGAAUAACAUGCGAACCGUCCUUCACUAUGAUGGAACUAAAACGAGCCUACGAUUCUUUCAACCCAAAGAAAGCCCCCGGGGAGGAAGGUUUUACUGCAGACAUUUGCCGUCAUGCCAUAGAAGUCGACCCACAUGCCUUCAAGGCGCUACUUAACAAAUGCCUUAAACAAGGAUAUUUCCCUGAAGCCUGGAAAACCGCAACGGUAGUCGUCCUCCGUAAACCCGGUAAAGGAGAUUACACGAAGCCUAAAUCAUAUAGGCCAAUAGGAUUGCUACCUAUCCUGGGUAAAGUUUUCGAAAAGAUGGUGGUGGCCAGGCUUAAAUUCCACCUACUACCUCGAAUGAGUCACAACCAGUACGGAUUCAUGCCACAGCGCAGCACCGAGGACUCCCUUUAUGUCUUAAUGAAAUAUAUAAAAAGCAAACUGCACCAAAAGAAGAUAAUUACACUAAUAUCACUCGACAUAGAGGGAGCAUUCGAUGGUGCUUGGUGGCCGGCUAUAAGGACCCGUCUGACAGAUGAAAACUGUCCAGUCGAACUAAGACGCGUAAUUGACAGUUACCUCACGAACCGAAGGGUGACUGUCAGAUAUGCCGGGGAGCAAUACAGCCUGGACACCACCAAAGGAUGCGUGCAAGGGUCGAUAGCGGGUCCCAUCCUUUGGAACUUGCUUCUGGACCCACUGUUAAAAAGCUACGAGCACAAGGGAUACUACUGUCAGGCAUUUGCGGACGACGUCGUGCUUGUCGUUGAUGGGGACACUGCCCUAGAAAUAGAAAUGCGCGCAAACGCUGCUCUCAGCCAUGCCCAGGAGUGGGGAGUCAAAAAUAAACUUCGGUUUGCACCACACAAAACAAACGCCAUGGUAAUCACGCGGAGGCUUAAGUAUGACACCCCUCGACUGAGUAUGGGUGGGACUAGCAUAGCCAUGACAAAAGAACUAAAAAUACUAGGAGUAACCAUCGAUGACAAGCUGACGUUCAACAGCCACGUCUCGAAUGUCUGCAGAAAGGCAAUAGCAGUGCACAAGCAACUGUCGAGGGCUGCAAAGACGGAAUGGGGGCUUCAUCCUGAAGUAGUCAAAAUAAUAUAUGUGGCAACUAUAGAACCGAUAGUGCUGUAUGCCGCUAGCGUGUGGGCGCACGCUGCGAAUAAACUGGGUAUACAAAAGCAGCUGGCAGUAGUGCAACGUGGAGUGGCACAGAAAAUCUGCAAAGCCUACCGUACUGUCUCCCUGAACUCAGCGCUGAUUCUGGCAGGGAUACUCCCUCUAGACCUCCGAGUACGAGAGGCGGCUCUAUUGUAUGAAGCCAAGCGAGGCGAGUACUUACCUGACUCAAUACCUGACGAUAGGGAGAUUGAACGGAUGGCACCGGCAAUAGAAAUGCCCCACCCCGCAGAGCGCGAAGAGUUGGGAGUGGUUCGCCUGGUAAACCUAGAUGAUGUGAACUCGAACAGCGAAUUCGAAGUACGAAUAUUCACCGAUGGUAGCAAAAUUGGGGGCGGUGUCGGGGCCUCACUUUCUAUUUGGAAGGGAGAAACCGAAACUAAAGCCCACAGGCUUGCCCUGUCAAAAUACUGCACCGUCUACCAGGCAGAGCUACUUGCUCUCUGUAAAGCCACAAGAGAAGCAAAUAAAUAUGCCGAAAAAUCGUUUGGAAUCUACAGCGACUCUAUGGCGGCCCUCCAAACAAUACAAAACCACAGUUGUCUUCACCCCCUAGCAGUAGAAGCCAGGGAGAAUUUAAAAGCCAUGUCUCUCCAGGGUAAAGUAGUUACUCUACACUGGAUUAAAGCUCAUGCAGGGUUAGAGGGCAACGAGCGGGCUGACGAGCUGGCGAAGGGAGCAGCUGUAGGCUCCAAGCGAAAGCCGGACUACGACCACUGUCCGGUCUCGUUCGUCAAGCGUAGCAUUCGCAUGUCAACGCUUGACGAGUGGAACCAGAGGUACAAAUCUGGCGAAACGGCAUCCAUAACAAAACUUUUCUUCCCAGAUGCAGUAAAGGCAUAUAGGAUGACAAAGAAACUCACACCAACAAACUUGAAAACACAACUGAUGACGGGGCACGGUGGGUUCUCCGAAUACUUGAACCGAUUCAAGUGCAAGGAGAGCCCAUCGUGCAUCUGCGAUAGUAACAAACAAGAAACGGUGCCGCAUAUAUUGUUCGAAUGCCCAGUUUUUGGCAAAGAGAGGUUCGAAAUAGAGCAAAAAACCAAAUUUGACAUAACCGCCGCCAACCUGCAAAAUAUUAUGAACAGCACAGAGAUGGAAAAUUUCUUAGAAUUCUGCCUGCAAAUUGUAAAGAAGGUUGUACAAAGAAACAAAACUAGAUAG
Cydia splendana is the source of this 5034-nucleotide messenger RNA. RefSeq lists its product as uncharacterized. NCBI's taxonomy places the organism in Eukaryota, Metazoa, Arthropoda, Insecta, Lepidoptera, Tortricidae. Gene Ontology annotation, molecular function: nucleic acid binding; RNA-DNA hybrid ribonuclease activity. The record is from RefSeq and is a predicted model, not a curated record. The transcript is spliced from 2 exons. Bases 1 to 5034 code for a protein of 1677 amino acids.